CCUUGAAUUGUGUCCAUCUCGAGAGACGAAGAGAAUUGUUAGCAUUUCUGUCGUAUUCCUAACGUGGACCUGAAGACAAAAUGAAGGCUGCCAUCUUUAUAGUCUUUGCCUGUGUCGUAUUAGCAAAUGUUUCAUCUAAGCCAUAUGGCUAUAGACGUUAUGGAGAAAAUGAUAAUGAACCUGCUUUGAAAGGCGAUGUAGGCAGUGGAAAUAACGGAGACGGCAAUGGUGAUGAUAACGGAGAAAAUGGAAAUGGCGAUGAUAACGGAGAAAAUGGAAAUGGUGAUGAUAACGGAGAAAAUGGAAAUGGCGAUGAUAACGGAGAAAAUGGUAAUGGCGAUGAUAAGGGAGAGAAUGGAAAUGGUGAUGAUAACGUAGAAAAUGGAAAUGGCGAUGACAACGGAGAAAAUAGAAAUGGUGAUGAUAACGGAGAAAAUGGAAAUGGCGAUGAUAACGGAGAAAAUGGAAAUGGUGAUGAUAACGGAGAAAAUGGAAAUGGCGAUGAUAACGGAGAAAAUGGUUAUGGCGAUGAUAAGGGAGAAAAUGGAAAUGGUGAUGAUAACGGAGAAAAUGGAAAUGGUGAUGAUAACGGAGAAAAUGGAAAUGGUGAUGAUAACGGAGAAAAUGGUAAUGGCGAUGAUAACGGAGAAAAUGGAAAUGGUGAUGAUAACGGGGAAACUGGAAUCGGAGACGACUCUUAUAGAAGUGGUGAUAGAUACGAUGGAAAUGGUAAUAACGGCGAUAGAUACGAUGGGAAUGGUAAUAACGGCGACAGAUACGAUGGGAAUGGUAAUAACGGCGAUAGAUACGAUGGGAAUGGUAAUAACGGCGAUAGAUACUGACACGAUACUUAUGGAAAUGGCAAUAAAAGAAAACACUGCAAUGUAAUUGAAAAUAACGGAGACAGAUAUCAUGGAUAGGGCAAUAACAGAGAACGAUAUUAUGGAAAUGAUAACAACAGAAAUUUUUGAACCCGUUAAACACUUAAAGCAUUUUUUUCUUAUCUAACUUAUAGUUUAUGGCUAUAUUUUUUAGGAUAUAGAGCACAGCUUUAUACCAACAAUGUUGUUCAAAUAAAUGCAUCGUAUACAUAUUUGUGCAGUUGCAAUUCAAUAAAGUUUUAUUCAAUACG
Molecule: messenger RNA, 1132 nt
Organism: Magallana angulata
Lineage: Eukaryota; Metazoa; Mollusca; Bivalvia; Ostreida; Ostreidae
Product: N66 matrix protein-like
Exons: 3
Coding region: 81-842 (253 amino acids)
Source: RefSeq, a predicted model, not a curated record